Vicugna pacos (alpaca) is the source of this 8048-nucleotide messenger RNA. NCBI's taxonomy places the organism in Eukaryota, Metazoa, Chordata, Mammalia, Artiodactyla, Camelidae. The record is from RefSeq and is a predicted model, not a curated record.
UGGCAGAAAAGUCUUGUUUUAACUUGUAAACUGAGCGAGUUAGAUCAGAAAGGCACUGACGGGGAGGACGAGCAGAGGGCCCUCUCGGUUCAGAGCUGCUUUACGUCCGAGGCUUUGAGGAGUUACUCUUUUCCGUUUCGCUUUGGUGUGGUCUCGCCCAGCGGGCAGCGAACUUUGGCCUUCUGGGCCAGAUCUCGCCUACGCCUGUUUUGUUUGGCCAGCAAAGCUAAGAAUUAAGAAUGGCUUUCAUGUUCUUAAGGAACUGGAGGGGAAGGUUAAAAGAAGAAGAGUAUUUCACGGCACGUGAUCCCUUCGUCCGGACCUACAGUUAUCUCAGACGUCGCUGCAUUCGUUUGUCUCCACGUGGUCUGUCCUGCUCUCUGCUGCAGGGGCAGAGUCGAAUGGCUGCGACAGGACACAUGGCCCGCAAAGCCUAACCCGUCAACUGUCUGGUUCUUCACAGGAGAAAUUUGCCAGCCCUGCGCUAGGCACGUAACCUGAACCUUGCCUACAUUGCAGAGCAUUUUCAAGGUGUCGUAAUGCCUCACUGGUUUAAAGACGAUGCAGAAAGGCAAACAUGCUGUAUCGGUUCCUUUGAGUCAGCAGGGGAUUUGGGACAAGUGUGCUGCCCGACCCCUAAGGAAGUGCCUGGAAGAGUGAGCUGGGACGAGAGCAGCUCCAUCAGCAGUGGGCUCAGCGAUGCCUCAGACAACCUCAGCUCGGAGGAGUUCAACGCCAGCUCCUCGCUCAACUCCCUCCCGAGCACGCCCACCGCGUCCCGCAGGAACUCCGCCGUGGUGCUGCGCACAGACUCGGAGAAGCGCUCACUGGCGGAGAGCGGGCUGAGCUGGUUCAGCGAGUCGGAGGAGAAGGCCCCCCGGAGGCUGGACUAUGACAGCGGCAGCCUGAAGAUGGAGCCCGGCGCCUCCAAGUGGCGGCGGGAGCGUCCGGAGAGCUGCGACGACGCGUCCAAGGUUGGGGAGCUGAGGAAGCCCGGCGCCCUGGGACACCCUGGCUCCCUGAAGAAGGGCAAGGCCCCGCCAGUGGCCGUCACCUCCCCCAUCACUCACACGGCCCAGAGCGCCCUCAAGGUGGCAGGCAGACCUGAGGGCAAGGCCGCGGACAAGGGCAAGCUCGCGGUAAAGAGCGCGGGCCUGCAGCGCUCCUCCUCCGACGCCGGCCGCGACCGCCUGGGCGAUGCCAAGAAGCCCCCCUCGGGCAUCGCUCGUCCCUCCACUGCGGGAUCCUUCGGCUACAAGAAGCCCCCUCCUGCCACAGGCACGGCCACCGUUGUGCAGACCGGCGGCUCCGCCACGCUCGGCAAGAUCCAGAAGUCCUCAGGCAUCCCCGUCAAGCCGGCAAACGGACGCAAGACCAGCCUGGACGUGUCCAAUGGUGCAGAGCCCGGCUUCCUGGCCCCCGGAGCCCGGUCCAACAUCCAGUACCGCAGCCUGCCCCGGCCGGCCAAGUCCAGCUCCAUGAGCGUGACGGGCGGGCGGGGCGGACCCCGGCCCGUGAGCAGCAGCAUCGACCCCAGUCUCCUCAGUGCCAAGCAGGCUGGCCUGACCCCCUCCAGGCUGAAGGAGCCCUCAAAGGUGGCCAGCGGCCGGACCACCCCGGCCCCCGUCAACCAGACAGACCGAGAGAAGGAGAAGGCCAAAGCCAAGGCCGUGGCCCUGGACGUGGACAGUGUCUCCGUGAAGAGCGUGGGCUCCCCAGAGAGCACGCCCAAGAACCUAGCCAGCCACUCCCCAGCCCCCAAGUUGGCAGAGCUGCCGCCAACGCCUCUCAGGGCCACAGCCAAGAGCUUUGUCAAGCCGCCGUCACUGGCCAGUCUGGACAAGGUCAAUUCUAACAGUCUGGACCUUCCGUCAUCCAGUGACACCCACGCUUCAAAGGUGCCGGAUCUACAGGCUCCGGGCCCAGCUGCUGGAGGCACCCCCACUUCGUGCUUUAGCCCUAGUCCGGCCCCGAUUCUCAACAUCAACUCGGCCAGCUUCUCCCAGGGCUUGGAGCUCAUGAGUGGUUUCAGCGUCCCCAGGGAGACGCGCAUGUACCCCAAGCUCUCAGGCCUGCACAGGAGCAUGGAGUCCCUGCAGCUGCCAAUGAGCCUGCCUGGCGCCACCCCCAGCAGCGCCCCCAGCCCCACCCCCCCCGCCGCCCCCGCCGAGGAGGACGUGGAAGAGAUGAGCUGGAGCGGAAGCCCCAGGACCGGACAGCUGGACAGUAAUCAGCGAGAUCGGAACACUCUUCCCAAGAAAGGACUCAGGUACCAGCUCCAGUCCCAGGAGGAGGCCAAGGAGAGGCGCCACUCCCACACCAUCGGGGGGCUGCCCGAGUCCGACGACCGGUCCGAGCUGCCGUCCCCCUCUGCACUCUCCACGUCCCUGAGCGCCAAGGGCCAGCUCACCAACAUAGUGAGCCCCACUGCGGCCACCGCGCCAAGAAUCACCCGCUCCAACAGCAUCCCCACCCACGAGGCCGCCUUCGAGCUGUACAGCGGCUCCCAAAUGGGGAGCACCCUGUCCCUGGCCGACAGACCCAAGGGGAUGAUUCGGUCAGGAUCCUUCCGAGACCCCACGGACGACGUUCACGGCUCAGUGCUGUCCCUGGCCUCCAGCGCCUCCUCCACUUACUCCUCAGCUGAGGAGAGGAUGCAGUCUGAGCAAAUCCGGAAGCUCCGUAGGGAACUGGAAUCAUCCCAGGAAAAAGUGGCCACCUUGACGUCCCAGCUUUCCGCCAACGCUAACCUCGUGGCAGCUUUUGAGCAGAGCCUGGUGAACAUGACGUCCCGCCUACGACACCUGGCAGAGACGGCCGAGGAGAAGGACACCGAGCUGCUGGACCUACGAGAAACCAUUGACUUUCUGAAGAAGAAGAACUCUGAGGCCCAGGCGGUCAUCCAGGGAGCCCUCAGUGCCUCGGAGGCCACACCCAGAGAACUCCGGAUCAAGAGGCAGAACUCCUCCGACAGCAUCUCCAGCCUCAACAGCAUCACCAGCCACUCCAGCAUCGGCAGCGGCAAGGAUGCUGACGCGAAGAAGAAGAAGAAGAAGAGCUGGCUCCGAAGCUCCUUCAACAAAGCCUUCAGCAUAAAGAAGGGACCCAAGUCGGCAUCCUCAUACUCGGACAUCGAGGAGAUCGCCACACCCGACUCCUCGGCCCCUUCAUCCCCUAAACUGCAGCACGCGUCCACUGAGACCGCCUCGCCCUCCAUCAAGUCCUCCGCCUCGUCCUCCGCGGGCACCGAGGCCCCCGAACCGGCUCCAUCCCACGGAACUUCCCUGCCUUUCUUGCCACAGCUGGAGGUAGACCUGCUGAAGGCUGAGAAUGACCGGCUAAAGGUCGCCCCCGGUCCCCCGGCGGGCUCCACUCCGGGGCAGGUCCCGGGGUCAUCUGUCCUGCUGUCCCCUCGCCGCUCCCUGGGCCUCGCGCUCACCCAUCCCUUUGGCCCGAGUCUCGCAGACACAGACCUGUCACCCAUGGAUGGCGUCAGCACUGGCGGUCCGCGGGAGGAUGUGAGUCUGCGUGUGGUGGUGAGGAUGCCGCCCCAGCACAUCAUCAAAGGGGACUUGAAGCAGCAGGAGUUCUUCCUGGGAUGCAGCAAGGUCAGCGGGAAGGUCGACUGGAAGAUGCUGGACGAAGCCGUCUUCCAGGUGUUCCAGGACUACAUCUCUAAGAUGGACCCGGCCUCCACGCUGGGCCUGAGCACCGAGUCCAUCCACGGCUACAGUGUCAGCCACGUGAAGCGGCUCCUGGACACGGAGCCCCCAGAGCUGCCCCCCUGCCGCCGAGGGGUCAACAACAUAGCCGUCUCCCUCAAAGGUCUGAAGGAGAAGUGCGUGGACAGCCUGGUGUUCGAGACGCUCAUCCCCAAGCCCAUGAUGCAGCACUACAUCGGCCUCCUGCUCAAGCACCGGCGCCUCGUCCUCUCCGGCCCCAGCGGGACUGGCAAGACCUACCUGACCAACCGCUUGGCCGAGUACCUGGUGGAGCGCUCAGGCCGCGAGGUCACCGAGGGCAUCGUCAGCACCUUCAACAUGCACCAGCAGUCCUGCAAGGACCUGCAGCUGUACCUCUCCAACCUGGCCAACCAGCUCGACCGGGACACGGGGGUCGGGGACGUGCCCCUGGUGAUCCUCCUGGAUGACCUGAGCGAGGCGGGCUCCAUCAGUGAGCUGGUCAACGGGGCCCUUACCUGCAAGUAUCACAAGUGCCCCUAUAUUAUAGGUACCACGAAUCAGCCUGUAAAAAUGACACCCAAUCACGGCUUGCACCUGAGCUUCAGGAUGCUGACCUUCUCCAACAACGUGGAGCCCGCCAACGGCUUCCUAGUGCGCUACCUGAGGAGGAAGCUGCUGGAGUCGGACAGCGACGCCAACGCCAACAGGGAGGAGCUGCUGCGGGUGCUGGACUGGGUGCCCAAGCUGUGGUACCACCUGCACACCUUCCUGGAGAAGCACAGCACCUCCGACUUCCUCAUCGGCCCCUGCUUCUUCCUGUCCUGCCCCAUCGGCAUCGAAGACUUCCGCACCUGGUUCAUCGACCUGUGGAACAACUCCAUCAUCCCCUACCUACAGGAGGGGGCCAAGGACGGCAUCAAGGUUCACGGGCAGAAAGCCGCCUGGGAGGACCCCGUGGAGUGGGUCCGGGACACGCUCCCCUGGCCGUCAGCCCAGCAAGACCAGUCAAAGCUGUACCACCUGCCCCCACCCACCAUAGGCCCUCACAGCACUGCAUCACCCCCCGAGGACAGGACGGUCAAGGACAGCACCCCAAGUUCCCUGGACUCAGACCCUCUGAUGGCCAUGCUGCUGAAGCUUCAAGAGGCUGCCAAUUACAUCGAGUCUCCGGACCGAGAAAGCAUCCUGGACCCCAACCUCCAGGCAACGCUCUGAGGGCCCAGCGGCCACCACGCGGACAGCGGCACGUGGCACCCGCCGCCCGCAGCCUCCUCUCCCCUCUCUUCCUCCAGACUCCAGAGCACUGGCUGCCCAGCCACGAGGACAGGACGGGGAGGGGGUGCGAGAGGGGCACUCCUGGUGCUGCACCUUCGGGGACUUCCUGGUGGGGCCGGUGGGCAGAGUCUGGGAACCGGCGUGCCCAGGCGCGUUCACUGGCCUCCUCACGACGGGGGGAGGAUGAUUCUGGGUCUUUCUCCCUGGUGUCUCGUCUCGAUUACAAACUCCUGGGCUUUCUGGGGAGGGCUUCAGACUCAGAGCAAACCGCAGCAGUGCUGAUUCUGACAGAAGCGCUGAGGGCACAGCCGCGCGGGGAGCCCACGGGAGGAGGAGCUCCAGGACUUCUUGUGGACCCUGCCCAACUCCGCCACCACUGCCAACAGCUCUUCCCCCAGAGAUCCGGCCGGAGCCCAGAAAAAGAAGCAUGUGGUUUCAAAAAGUUUAAAUCAAUCUAAAAAGGUUUAACAGAAAAAGGAAAAGAUGAAGCUGGAGAAGAAAUCCGGUUCUGAGGUCGAGAGAGGGCUGCCCGCCCUGCCCUCUGGAGGACACGGGGACGCCGAGAGCCGAGAGGACGCCAGCCUGGGGAGUCGCCAGCGACAGAGGUCCCGUGACAGCCUCGGAGCCGCACUGCCGCCCUGUCUCACACCCCCUGGCUUAACAUGCAUGACAUCAGUAAGCCCCGCUCUUUUGUUUUUUAUUUUGUUUCCAUUUUUUCCUCCCAUUUGCCUGUUUUUCUCCUUUUUUGGGUUUUUUCCCAUUGCCCCACACGUCCACGAGGUGCUUGCCCGGCUCUUCCACGGGCUGGUUUGGCUUUUCCAAGCCGUUCUUCAGAGUCGGGUGCCAUCUGGUUGGCACCAGCUAGAUACCCACCAUGCUGCCAUCUUUGGCAUCCUGGGGGCCCUCGUGGGACGUGAGGCACUGGCUCAGCGGCAGUGGGAGGAGAGUAACCCUGACCUCCCUUCGGAGAACGCAUGUGUUCCAGCUCAGAGCUUGGCGGCCAGCCUUCGGUGUGAGAGUGUACCACCCCCUCUUGCUAGACCAUCGGAUCCGAGCUGCACCAGAGACUGGAGGAGAACUGGAAACUAGAAGCCUCGCUCUGUCUCUGGCCUGUGUGGCCCUCACUGCCCUGUCUGCUGGCGGCCACUCUGCCUGACUGAAUCCACACCCCGCGCUGGACCUGCUGUUUUGGAGAGUGAAUGUUCGCUCGCGAGUGGCUGUCUGUGUGAGAUGCUCCCAAUCUCAAUAUAAGGCACAAUGAGUUUGGCUUGGUGGCAAAGACCUGCCUUCCAAAGGGGCCCGCCUCUUGCAGAAGCUGCCCUGGAGGCCUGGCAGUCUCAGUUCCUUCCUUCGACAAGCCCUUCCUGGGCCCCUGCUGCACACCAAUCACACGUUAAGAAGACAGACUUGCGCCCUUCCGCUCAGUCUGGCGGGAAACGUGACCCUCCGUUAAGCACGCGCCCCCCUGCGCCUGAACCUUCAGGGUCAUCCAAGAAAUGAGCCGAAGCCCAGGGGCUGUGAUGAGGCCCAGUGCGCUGGGACCAGUCCAGGUGGUGCCUGAAGGGCCGUGGAACCUCCCGUCCCCAGCGGCCAAGUCUACAUCUGGCUGCUUCUGAAAGUCCCCGUGCGGCCAGAGCUCGGCUGCGCCUCCGGCGAGGCUGACGCCUGGGGCUCCGCAGACCAGGGUGUGUGUGGGGCCUGCACCUGUGGCUGCUCCUCAGAUCCCCAAGUGGCACAAGACCCUGUCAGAACCUCUGGGCAUACGAACCGGGACCACUCUCCCGCCAAACCCAGGAGUAGAUGCCUCUGAAUCUUCACAUCAGAACAGUUUCAUUAGGUCCCAAAGGUGGUCCAGAUCGCUUCCCCAGAAGCUUCUGCAUUCACCUGGGAGCUCCCAGGGAGGACUGGGCCAGAGACCACGACUGCUGCUGCCACUCGCCCUGCAAGCUGUGAGGGGCCCAGCUCAGCUGUCACUGUGCAGCUCUGCGGGGAAGAGGCCGUUUGUCCAAGGAUGGUGCUGAAAUCACUGCCUUAAGGCCUCUGCUGUGCAGAACGAGGAGGCCGGAGCGGGGUGCUCCCAUCUGUAAGGAAGGGAGGUGGGCAGGCCUCUUCCCUGCCCCGCCCUCAGCUCCAGCCACGCAGCACAACUCCAGCUUCUACAGCCGUCUUCGUCCGGUGGUCCAGCCCUUAACUCUGCUCUCCGGUGCUGCCCAGCCAGUGCCUUCGGUCGCGGCUACUUGAGAAAAAGGAAAGGGUUGUGAACCCCUUCCUCCACUCCAACUGCCUCACACUCCCCCAGAGCGAUUCCUGCCUCCCUGGUAACCAUGGCGACCACCGUGGGUUUCACCUGGGUCCUCUGCAGGUUGGUUCUGAAGGUCAUCUCAAUUCCUGGGCCCAACCGCUCUGCUGUCAGUGAACCACUGCGUUUAGCCCGGGGUUCCCAUUGCUUCCCUCCCCGGGGUGUGUCCCCCUCCAGGGAGGUGGCACUGCAGCCCCAGCUUUCCCCUGGGGGCCUGGGAGCCUGUUUACAGCUGAGGCUGUGCCCUGGCCCGUGGCUGUGGGCAUCAGUCGUCUCCUGAGGAAUCGUGGCUGCACGGCAACUGCAGAAGGUCAGGCCCCCUCUUGGUGCUAUGACCCCUCGGGACGCUCGCUCAGGCUUCUCUGAGGCUGAGGUGUGAGCUCCCUCGCUGCCCCAGAAGCACCGGCAGGAGCGGAUCUACGGAGUUCGCUCCCCCUGCACACCUGCUUCUUGGGCGAGACCACUGGGAUCUCUCGGAAAAGGAAAACCGGGUCCCAGGGCUGAACUCUCAACCCCGGGCACCUUCAGAAGAGUCCGGCCUCUCUUAGACGGGGCGUGUGCCCCCCUCCUCUCAGCCCUCGGCUCCACCCCUCACUGAAGCUGGCUAGCAGAUGACCCGCUUCUCCCCCCGCCACCCGCUCCCUGGGAUGGCCGCGACUCCAGGAGGGCGCCCGGUGCCACCGCUCGUCUCUGGACACAGGAGACCAGCGUGUUUUGUCCAGUGUGUGUGUCCUCGGCCCCUGCCUGAGCACAGAAAAUAAAGCAGUAGGUCGUUGGCGGCUCAGAGAGGA